AUGAGCCAAAAUGACAACUCAAAUGAAGAGGCUGCUGUUUCGGAGCUCAAUGUUGUCGACGAAAAUAAUAAUCAACAAGCUAUGAAUUAUUCAUCUUCACCUGAAAUGACUGAAAAUAUUAGGAAUCAUGAUGAACAGCCAGUUUUGGACCGAUCACAAUAUUAUGAAAAUCAAAAGAACAAAAAUUCUGCCAUUCCCGAUCAAUAUUUGACAUUAUUAUUGAAUCAUUAUCAAACAAAAGAUUGUCCAUCAUCAUCAGAUAGCAAUGAAUACUUUUCGUUAAAAUAUGAAAAAUCAUUGGACGAAUUAUUUACCAAAUAUAACGUAUUGAAAUAUUUAAUUGAUAGACAUGCAAAGGAAUGUGAUGGUACCGUGAAAUAUUUUCAAUUUCAAGCUACAUCGAAUAGAGACAACAAGUUGACGACAUUCCAUCAGAUCACAAGCCGUGGAAAACCAGGAGUAUGUGGAGUAAACGGGAAAAGUGGAAAGGAUGGCCGAUUUGGAUCAAAUGGUAAAACGGGAGUUAUUGCAGGAUAUAAAGAUUUGAAUGAAAGAGAAUUCAUAGAUCGAAGAAGAUUAAACGGAUGUGACGGAGAGGAUGGAACAGAAGGGCAAGACGGAGGAAAUGGUUCUCAUGGUGAAGAUGCCUCUGACAUUUAUCUGAAGGUUUCUCUUGUGGACGAUCAUUUAUUGAAAAUGAGUGGAAGUAUUGAAGUGGAAAUUAAUAACAGUAUGGAGCAAGUUUCAAUAUUGGUCGACUCACGAGGUGGAGACGGAGGACGCGGAGGCAAUGGCGGGCAUGGUGGUAACGGAGGUAAUGGAGGAAGUGGAGCAAAUAAUGAAAAUGGAAGAGGUGGAGAUGGUGGUAAUGGUGGAAAAGGAGCCAACUCUGGAAGAGGCGGAAAUGGAGGCAAUAGUGGUCAAGGUGGAAAUGUGGUUAUUGAGUCUAGUAACAGCGAAUGUUUUAUAUUAUUUAAAGCUCUGACAAGUUGCGGAAAACCAGGAGAGGCAGGAUUUAAUGGAAGACCUGGUAUAGGUGGAUUUGGAGGCAAUGCUGGAUGCGGACGAUUAGACGAUCAACGAUACAACGGAAAGAAUGGAGCAUCUGGAGCUGAUGGCACAUCUCCUCCUGUUUCACAAAACGGCUCUUCACGCUCAAGCGGAAAGCAUUUAUUUAUUGUAACAGACGAGAAUGGCAAUGUGAUCGAAUAUAGCGAUGACAUAUUUAACAUUGCUGUGAAGGACUUUGCAGUUUAUGCAAUGGUUGAUGACGGCAUCUUCUCUCCAGGAGAACCUUGCUAUUUGUCAGAUAUAGUUAUUGAAAACAAUGGAAAGCUCACUCUUCCACCAAUGAAAGCCAAACUCUCGUUUCCAAGCAUUUCUUCACAAGAGACACUUCUACCACGCCUUCGGCCAGGGGAGAGAGCUACCAUUCGUGAUAAGUUUAAUUUCAAAAUCAGUUCAGAAUCGGUCAUGACAAUUAGCUCACAAGUAACAGUGCUGGGACGAAAACUCUCAAAUGAUGGAUGUCUAGAAAAAUCAAUUCCUUGUGGAUUGCCAAUUGUGUUGAACAAUCUCGAAUAUCCAAAUACUCUUGGAAGAACACAAUCAUGUACAUGUCGAUUCGAUGUGAGAAACGUGAGCAUUUCGAAAUUUGGUCAAAAGAAGAAAAGAUCGGCCAAGGUCAGAGUCUCCAUGAUUGACCCACAUUUAAAGACAAGAAUUGUUCGAUCGAUUGCUACCAAUGUUGAAGCAUUCAGAGAUCAUUUUGAAGAGACUCUAGAUGUAGAUCCUGGUGACACACAAGACGUUACCUUUGAUAUUGUGGUCGACGAUAAGGCAUCGUUCUUUGUAGACAAGCUCUGGAAAAUUGAACUUUACGUAUUGUAUGAAAAUGAGACCGAGUAUUGCAUGAUUCAUUCUCGAUCUAAUAGUAUUCAAAUCACUCCACACUACAUUGAAUCAAGUUCCAACGAAUUUGAUUUACUCUUUGUCAUGCAUCCAUCGAUGAGAAAGAACGAAUUUUUAAAAUAUCAAAGUAUUAUAGAUGGAUUAGGAUUGAAUUGCAAUUAUUGGGACAUUUCUAAACAAAACGGAUUUAGUAGAGUGAAUGGAACAAACGAAAAACAAUCAACUAAAUGGCUGAAGGCAUUCUCUGGAAAGGUCAUCAUGUUUCCAUUAGUAUCUGAAUCUGGUGAGACCAUUUCACGUCUUUCAAGGCACAAGCCAACCACGUCACUCUCUGAAAUUGAAAAUGAUUUUAUUCUCGUGUCACAAGAGGGCGACCUGAUUCGAGGAUCCAUCGACGUCGAUUCACAACGGCAACCAAGUUCUCGUCAUUCAGGAGAAACCACUUCACAGCAUGUUGAUCAAAAACAGAUAGAGGAAGAAUACAAACGACAGCAAGAAAAACUUUGUGAAGAACUUUUUAGUUUUAUUGACACACAAGAUAUUAUUUCACAUAUUAGUAAUGGUGAUUCUGGAUUUAUUGUUGUGAAUGGACCAGAAUCUACAGCAAUCAUUAAUCAUUUAUUUUCAUGUGCUACUCAGGUAGAAAUUGAUGAGAAAUCACUCUCGUAUGGCUUGAGCGUAUUUUCCACACCAACCGAAGAUGCCUUUUUGAAAAAGUGUAAUGAAUUUAUUUCAAAAUUAAGAGAACAACACCCUAGCAAACUGUUUAGACUAAAUACCACUAAUUUCAAUGUACAGAAAAAGGGCUUCACAAAAACAAAGUUAGGAGACGCCAGUUACCGCUCUCUAGCACCUAUGAGCUGCAUUGAUAGAUUGUACAUUUUACCAAAUUUUGGAAACCUCGAAGAUGAAAAGAUUCAUAUUCACAAGACAGUCACAUUCUACACAAAUUCCAAGUUCUUUUCAAUUUUCUUCACCCUGCUCUGUUCAUUAUCUGUACAACGAAAACUACAAAUAUUAACAGAGAGUUACAGCGAUACAAUUAUAUCUCAUGCUGAAAAUUGGACGUUCAGAUAUCAUGAAGAUCAGCGAGAAGAAUACCGACUGUAUGACUUGUUGACCUCUGCUCUAUUCUAUGAUCUCAUUCAAGAAUUUUUCUUCAAAGAUUUGGGUUUGAAUCGACUUCAUGAAAUGGUCAAGGUUGUCUCUAAUAAUUUACUUGAUUUUGCAUUUCAAGACAGUAUUUACAUGUUGUGGAAUAUUAUUCAACGAUUAGAACGAGCCAAGUUAUGGAAAUCAUCAUCUUGGAGCAAAUUACAGAACCUUGUUGGAAAGCGAACUGAAUUAAUGAAUGUGAAAAAAGGCAUGCACACUCUAUUGUUUGAAGGGAAAAUGGAACAAAACGUAAAUCAUUUAUUGGAAAUUAAGCAAGAUGCUGAGAACUUUUCUGAUCCACUUCGAAUCUUUUUGAAAGAAAACAUUUUCGUUCAACCACUAUUGUCGGACGAGUUGAAGUAUUGCUUCAUGGAAGAGUUUAAGGGAGUGGAAGACAAACCAGUGACAAUGAAUAACAAAUAA
Molecule: messenger RNA, 3489 nt
Organism: Naegleria lovaniensis
Lineage: Eukaryota; Heterolobosea; Eutetramitea; Acrasida; Naegleriidae
Exons: 9
Coding region: 1-3489 (1162 amino acids)
Source: RefSeq, a predicted model, not a curated record